AUGCACAACAUGAAUCAAACUGUCGAGUUCGUGCACGCUGCCAUGAGUAGUGUCGAUGCUAGUCGUCCGAACGAACAGGAGCCGCUGCUGCGCCACAGCCUGGCCAGCUAUGCGACCGUCGCAUUCUCGAUCUUGGUCUUGUACGCCGUGACGUCUGUCGUCCGCCAGUAUGCGCGUCUGCGGCACGUACAGGGCCCGCCCGGCGCGGGGUUCUCAAAGUGGUGGCUCGUCCGGACCGUGUACGGCGGCCGCCAGCAUCUCGACUUUUACGAUGCGUUCCUCAAGUACGGAUCGCUUGUGCGGGUUGGGCCGAAUGAUCUCAUGACCAGCGACCCGGAGCUGUGGAAGCGCAUGUUGGGCGUGCGCACGACUUACAAGCGGUCGAGAUGGUACGACGCCAUGAGGCUUGACCCCGGCAAGGACAACGUCUUGUCUGUGAGGGACAAUGAGUUGCACUCCAAGCUGAGGGCGCAGAUGGCUGCCGGUUACUCCGGAAAGGAAGUCGACAACUUCGAGUCCAAGAUCAACGAGAACAUCCUGCGCUUCAUGGACCUCAUCGACAAGUACGUGUCGGAGAACACGCCCUUCGACUUUGGCCUCAAGGCCCAGUACUUCACCCUCGACGUCAUCUCCGACCUGGCCUUUGGCGAACCCUUCGGAGAUUUGGCGAGCGACUCGGAUGUGCACGAGUACAUCCACACCAUGGAGCAUAACAUGCCCAACGUGGUGUUGACCGCCGUCCUGCCUUGGUUGUUGUCGCUUAUGUCGUCGCCGCUCUUCAGGAGCAUGUUGCCCUCUGAGAAGGACGCUAUUGGUGUUGGCAAGACUAUUGGAAUUGCCAAAAAGGUUGUCGCCGAGCGAUUCGGACCAGAAAAGAAGACGCAGAGAGACAUGCUCGGCUCCUUCAUCGCCCACGGUCUCAGCCAAGAAGAAGCUUCCUCAGAGAUCCUCAUGCAGAUUCUCGCCGGCUCCGACACAACAGCGACCGCCAUCCGCGGCACCUUCCUGCACCUCAUCACCAGCCCCAGCGUCGUCGCCACCCUGCGCGCCGAGAUCGAAGCCACCAAGCCCUCGCUGCCCAUCAUCACCGAAUCCGAGGCCCGCGAGAUGCCCUACCUGGCCGCCGUCAUCAAGGAAGGCCUGCGCAUCUUCCCGCCCGUCGUCGGCCAGAUGUCCAAGGAGGUGCCCAAGGGCGGCGACACGUGGAAGGGCGUGUACCUGCCGGAGGGCACGCGGAUCGGGUACGGCGCGUGGGGCAUGUUUCACCGGACCGAUGUGUGGGGCCCCGAUGCCCUCGAGUUCCGGCCCGAGCGCUGGCUGGAGGCGGACCCGGACCGGUUGAAGCAGAUGGAGGGCACCCUGGAGCUGGUGUUUGGGUACGGCAAGUGGAAGUGCCUGGGCCGCGACGUGGCUUUGAUGGAGUUGAGGAAGAUCUUUGUCGAGCUUCUGAGGAGAUACGACUGGAAGCUGGUCGACCCGACCAACCCGUGGAACUCCCGCAACUACGGCAUCUUCGUCCAGAACGAGUUCUGGCUUAGAGGGUACAAGCGCGAUUUUCAGACGGAAGAGCAGUAG
This is a messenger RNA of Colletotrichum chrysophilum, 1575 nucleotides long. RefSeq lists its product as uncharacterized. The transcript has 6 exons. Bases 1 to 1575 code for a protein of 524 amino acids. The record is from RefSeq and is a predicted model, not a curated record. Lineage: Eukaryota; Fungi; Ascomycota; Sordariomycetes; Glomerellales; Glomerellaceae. Gene Ontology annotation, molecular function: heme binding; iron ion binding; oxidoreductase activity, acting on paired donors, with incorporation or reduction of molecular oxygen.